GUGGCUCUUUAGGACGUUGGGCCAAGCGAAACUGGAGCGGCCGUUCAAGCGGAUUGCUGACGGAACUAAGCUUACAUAGAGCUCAAGUAUGGGUGUUAAAGGCUUGCUGUCGUUCGUGACCAAUGCCUGUCCAGGUGUGUGUACAGUAGUAAACCUGAAAGAAAUGGCAGAAGAUCACCGCAGCAGUUACCCUGGAUCUCCUCCUGUUAUUGUGGUAGAUGCCAUGUCUUGUCUUCGAAAGUGGUAUACACCAGAAUCUUGGGUGUGUGGUGGCCAGUGGCGAGAAUAUAUUUCUAACCUGGAUAGGUUCAUAAAUACCUUUGCUGCAGCAGGUAUCAAACUGGUGUUCUGCUUUGAUGGACUGGUGGAACAGAAGAAACGAGAUGAAUGGGUAAAACGGAGAUUGAAAAACAACAAAGAAAUAGCCCGUAUUUUUCAGUUCAUCAAGACUAAUAAGCAACAACCUGGGAGACAAAUGUUCUUUAUUCCAUCUGGUUUGGCUACUUUUACACGCUUUGCCUUGAAGUCUCUUGGCCAAGAGAUAAUAUGUUCAUCGAGAGAGGGAGACUAUGAAGUGGCCUCUUAUGGACUCCAUAACAAUUGCAUGGGAAUUCUUGCAGAAGAUACAGACUACUUGAUCUUUGACACGUCCCCAUAUUUUUCCAUUAAUAAACUGUCCUUGGAUAGGCUGGAAACAGUUAUGUUCUCAAGGCAGAAUCUCUGCAGCAGGUUGGGCUUACAUAUAACAGACCUUCCCCUUUUUGCCUGCCUUCUUGGAACAGAUACUGUUCCAGAAAGCGCUGUAAAAGGUUUCCAGAAUCAAUGUGUAUUUUCAUUCUGUGCUAAAAACCAUGGCUCUGAUAAAAAGAUUAACACUAUUCUAGCAGUAGCAAAUCAUAUUUCCACAAUUCCACGUUCAUAUAAUAGUUUAAUGACUUUGGGAGAAAUGUUGCCUUUGCGAUUAGACAGGUCUAUACUUGUCAAAGGAAUAGAGUCUUAUGUUCUACCUGGACAGCAGUCCCCAUGGCUUCCCUGUGACUUCUCAAAUUCUCCAGCAGCGUCAGUCAAACAAGAUAGUGACCCAUUUCUAGAUCAGGAGAUCUUUCAGAUGGCUAAAGAACAGCAUGCACGAGGUGAAAGCCAUUCGGUGUACAAUGUCUUGAGCAGUGGAGAGGUUGAGUGCAGCAACACAUUGGAGGAUGAAUAUGAUACUGAGCUCCCUGGGCAGGCACAUAUCUACCGCCUUGCUCGUCAGCAUAUCUAUUCUGUCCUGUUAGAGUCUGGAAAAGAUGCUUAUGGCACUUAUCCUGUAGUAAAGGAGUGGUUUGUCUAUGCUGGGAAUUCCCUGCAGCAGCCAGAUCUGGUACAGCCCAAAGAACUCCCAGGUGGUACUCCUAGCCUGAGAAUACUUUGGCUCAGCAGGGGACCAGAGGCAGAUAAGCUCCGCCAUUGCACAUUUCUGGCAUGUUUUCAGCUUCAAGAUGCAGCAGAAGAGCUUCAGGCUCUGGACGCUUCUGUUGCCGUUGUCUGUACCUUGUUGAUAUAUCUUGCUUUGCAGGUGGACAGCCUAUCUGUGGAAGAUUUGAAUGCAUUUGUAGCUCACGUGCUGUGCCUUGAGGGGAAGUCAGCUGCUCAGCUUGCAAGCUUGCAGCUUGCCCAAGUUGAUUCGAGAGCUGUACAACUUGGUUCUCUCUUCAUCCGUGGCCUCUCUUUGUUGAUUAAAUGCAACACAGCCUGUGGUUUCCCCUUCAGAGCAGAAGAUUUAAUGCCAUGGCAUAUAUUUGAUGGGAAACUCUUACAAGAGAAAUACCAGCAGGCCCACAGAGGAUGGCCUUCACAUAAGCUUUUGGAAGGCAACGAAUCUUGGUUUUCAAAGUUUAAUAACUUGAUGUCCCUUAUUUGCAAAGUAUGCUCAGCAAAAGGUAGAAAAAUCCAGAGCAGACGGAGAGACGACAGUUUUAUGCCAGGCAACAGAAUACGUUCUUUUUCAGAGAGAAGAGAAAGAGGAGGGGCAUCUCACUUUCAGAACCCAGACAGAAUUCAUUCUCAUCUGUAUCGUCACCCAAACCAGGGAUGCCCAUGGAGAGGCUCCCAGCCACCUGCAUAUUCAUCUGGAUUCCAAAUUCCUGGUCCUGGAUACAGGUCAAGCCGUCGACCUCUAAGGGGGCAAAGAUUCCAGUUUGCUUCUCGAUGGCCUAGAUGACUUUCUACCUGAAUGGAACUAAACAGAAAGAAGAUGACAAUAUGUUUUGAUAAUGUAUGAAAAUAAAUCAUCAAAAUUAAUUGACUACGGCAGUAAAAGCAGGCACAGUAAACUGUUCUAAAAUUAAAGGUGUAAUAUAUAUCUUGUUCUGACCUUACGAGUUGCACAUAUCCUCGUAAAUGAUGGCAGAACUGUGGAUUAGAAGGGGCUCCCUUAAGAAAAGUACAAUUUUGAUUGGACAAUAGCAACUUAUUUUUAAUAAUUAGUCAAAAUGGGAAGAGGCAACAAGUGAUGCUGUACGGGAUCAAUUCUGUGUCUAUCACCAUUCAGUAUUUUCACUAAUGAAGCAGUGAAGGGUAUCCUUAGCAAAUUUCCAGAUGGCCCAAAAGAGGUUUAAAUUGUAAAAACCGUAGAGCAUAUCUUUCACUUUCAAAAUGACUUUGUUCUGAAAACAAUGAAAUUCAAGUCAGAUUUCACCUUAUGAUAUUGAAAAGGUAAAAUCUUCAGACAGAAAUCAGGAGAAAACUAUCUUCAUUAUUUCUCUAUUUUGGUGCUUUUUAAGAAAUCAUAAUUAGGUUAAUAAAUCAAGUAAAGUGUUAAUGGGACAACUACAAUGUGUACCUAUAAUAGCAAAGGGCUACAGCCCAUGCAGACAGGCAAACCCACAAAACAUAAUCAGUCACAGCUAUGAAAACUUUAAAAAAAUGGGGAUUUAAGGACCCAGGAAAGUUAACAGCUAAGCAAUAUCUAUAUGCAUGUCUGUCUCACACAUACACACAGAUUUCAGGUGGCAUUUUGGUUGCCAUAGCACCCUAAAGCAGUGUGCAAAAGUCUUAAUGGCAGACAUCACCAGGAGAAUGGGGUUGGAUGAUGCAAGACAGAGCCAAGGAGAGAUGAUGGGUUGCCAAAUGUCUGGUUUGGACCUGGACAGUCCAGUACUUGUGCUGGCUAUCUUGGAAAUAAAUUAAGAAAAGACUAGACAUACAAGUGUCCAAUAUUUGCUAAUUAAGAGUUCCUGGAAGUGGGUAGUUCCAAAGGGAUGGGGCUGGGAGAAGCUCAAGAGGUAAAACAAAGGAAGUGAGAGAAUAAAGGAGCAAAACAAGAACUCAAACCCUAGGGUUUGGCUGUGGAGGGAGGGCUGGUAGAAGGCAACCUGUAGUUGGUGCUAGUAUUUCCACAGUUCCCCACCUGGGAGGAGGAGGAAAUGAAGCUCCCCCUCCUUGUGCAACAGAGUGGUUUCUCUUACUCCCUGAAAAGGGUCCAUAAGUUAUAUUGUCCAUGUGUUGAGGGUCUCCCAUGUGCUGCAAGGCUUACGGCUCUUUCCUGUGAUUCAAGGUGUUCAUUCCUGGGUUGCUGUUUUUUUCCCUUUCCCCUUUCUCACUUGAGGAACUGCUCUGCCUGCUCCACCUCAUUCACCUCCUCGAAGCUGGCUGACUCUUCUGGCUCCAAUGUGGGAGGAAAAAGACAUCUCCUCCCUCCCUCCCUCCCUCCCUCCCUCUCUCUCUCUCUCUCUCUCUCUCUCAGUAGGAGGCAACUGCAAAACUGAACAGGGUGGGCACAGACCAAGAAAGUAGUGGGAGCAGGCAGGAUGAAGAACUUACAUUCUCAUUGUGUCCUAUAACAAUCAGCUCAACCAUGGUGACAGUCCUGGCUGACCUGAUUUGGGGGGGGGGGGAGUUUUCACUACUCCAAAAUCAGUGCUGCAGUUCUAAAAAUCACUCCAAGAGAUAUUUUUGCCCCUGAGAACCCAUUCUGCCCCUUACAUUUCUCCUUCCUUUGACAAACGGUGCCAUCAGCUUUUGCCCUAGAGACCCUGCCAUCCUGACUCUAGAAGCAGUGAUGGUGGGAUGGAGGGGGGGGGUCAUUUUGGCUUAUGUGUCUAAGGAUUUGCCCUUCCCUGUGACUCCUCAUGGGCCUGUCUGAUCAGAGGUAUGCUGAUCAGAUCAGCAUACCUACGGUACCGUCUCUCGCCAUAUGUUCCCCCGGAGAGCCCUUCACUCAGCAGAUCAGCAUCUGCUGGUGGUCCUUGGCUCCAGGGAGGUCCAUCUUGCCUUAGUCAGGGCCAGGGUCUUUUCUGUCCUGGCACUGACCUGAUGGAACUCUCUUAUAGAGACUUGGACCCAGCAGGAUUUACCAUCUUUCCACCAGGCCUGUAAGAUGGAGAUGUUCCGCCAGGCAUACGGUGGUUGAAGUGAGUGUUCCCCUUCCCCAGUCAGCUUCCUGCUAAGGGGGGGGGGUAUGAUCCCCUCUAGUCUGCUAAACAUCAAGCAUGGGGUUUUGUACAUAGAUGGACUGUGCAAUAAGAAUGCUGUGAUGUUUGUACUGAAGUGUUUUAAUUGCUAUGCUGCCUGAGAGCGGAAUACAAAUGUAAUUAAAUAAAUAAAUUAUCAAGGGUUUAUAGAAGUGCAUAAGUGAACAUGAAAUGUCAUUCUGGAAAAAAUGCUGUGCAAGAAUUAUAUUUAUUUAAAAUUUAUUUAUGUCAUUUAUAAUCUGCCUUUCUCACUGAGACUCAAGGUGGAUUACACAGUAUGAGAUGAGUACAGUCAAUAUCAAGAACAUAUCCAUAAACAAUGCCAUAGGAUAAAAAGAUACAAGUUCACAAAGACGUAGCAUUAGCAGGAAUCCAAUACAACAUAGUGGUGAAGUCUGUGGUUCCUAACUCAUUAGCGGAGCAUCCGAGAUCCCCUCCCUACAGUACAGCCCUCCUAUCUGAGUAAAAAGCCUUUUUUAAUAAUUUGGUUUUGCAUUGUUUGUGGAAAGCCAGGAGAGUGGGGGCUCUCCUGACCUCCUCAAGCAGGCUGUUCCACAGAGUAGGGGCCAUCACAGAGAAAGCCCAUGUACAGGCAACUGUUGAUUUCACCCAUGAGCAGCCUGGCACCUGCAGGAGACCCUGUUCAGAUGAGUGAAGUUUCCAUGGAGGAUCAUAGGGAGGGAGGUGGUUUCCUAGGUAUGACGGACCAAGGCCUUGAAGAGCUUUGUAAAUGAUAACCAAUACCUUGAACUGAGCACAGUAACUAAUAGGUAACCAAUGGAGUGACUGCAGGAUGGGAGUGGUGUUCAUGCUCCUCCUCGCUCCUGAUAACAGUCGAGCCGCAGUAUUUUGCACCAAUUGGAGUCUCCUAGUUAAUUUAGAUGGCAGACCUAUAUAUAGUGCAUUACAAUAAUCAAGUAUUGAUGUUGCCUACUUGUUGGGUUAGAUGCUCUUGUGAAGAUCUAACCCCCAAAAUUCCAAUAAAUAUUGGGGUGAAACAAGGAUGUAUUUUAGCCCCACUAUUGUUCAAUCUCUUUAUAAAUGAUCUGGCUCCUUUUUUUUUUUGCACUGAUCAGACAAAGACUCCUUGACAUUGAGAUUCAGAAUCUUAAGAGUCUUGCAAAAGGCAGAUACUCACCCCUGGGUUUGGGGUUUUUACCCCAUGGGUAUAGGGCAGAAUAUCUUACCUAUUUAAUGGCCCCACAUUAUCGUACAGCUUAUUCAUUAGCUCAGUUUAAUGUGUUACCUUCUGCAAUACUUUAUAGGAGAUUUCAUAAAAUGCCGUAUGCUAACAGGUUAUGCACUUGUGCUCAGCGAGACAUAGAAACUCUAGAGCAUGUUUUCCUGUAUUGUACUUACUGUUGUGAUAUCCAUCCCACACUUACUGAUCCGUUGCUGAGAGAGCAAAUAGGGAAAUCUGAUAAAUGUAAAAUUAUUUUCCUACUGGCUAUUCGGAACCAAAAGUUGAUCAAAACUGUUGCUCAGUGUUUGUGUCUUGCGUCUAUGAGUUGAGUUAUGUAUUUGUAAACUGAGAUAUAACUGCAUGGAGUGUUUUUGUCAUUAAUAUGGAUGUAAUGCCAAUAAAGG
Eublepharis macularius is the source of this 6041-nucleotide messenger RNA. It is a transcript of the gene FAM120B, whose product is annotated as family with sequence similarity 120B. The record is from RefSeq and is a predicted model, not a curated record. The transcript is spliced from 11 exons. Lineage: Eukaryota; Metazoa; Chordata; Lepidosauria; Squamata; Eublepharidae. Gene Ontology annotation, cellular component: nucleus. Bases 89 to 2203 code for a protein of 704 amino acids.